Corylus avellana is the source of this 4172-nucleotide messenger RNA. NCBI's taxonomy places the organism in Eukaryota, Viridiplantae, Streptophyta, Magnoliopsida, Fagales, Betulaceae. The record is from RefSeq and is a predicted model, not a curated record.
CACACUGCGCUGCACUCAGAGAAACUUGAGUGAGUGAGUGAGAAUGGAGAGAAUACACGUGGCCGUACGCGCGAGGCCUCUCUCAGCAGAGGAGGCCAAGACCAGCCCUUGGCGAAUCUCCGGGAACUCCAUUCUUAUCCCCAACAACUCCUUCAAGUUCGAAUUCGAUCGGAUUUUCGGUGAAGAUUGCAAGACUAUCGAGGUCUAUCAGGCUCGAACCAAAGAAAUAGUCGCCGCAGCAGUUCGCGGCUUCAACGGAACUGUGUUUGCUUAUGGGCAAACAAACAGUGGGAAAACUCAUACAAUGCGAGGCUCGGCCACGGAGCCGGGAGUCAUUCCUCUUUCUGUCCAUGAAUUGUUCGAAACCAUUCAACAGGAUGUGGAUCGAGAAUUUCUUUUACGGAUGUCGUAUAUGGAGAUCUACAAUGAGGAAAUAAAUGAUUUGUUGGCUCCUGAGCACCGAAAAUUGCAGAUUCAUGAAAGUCUUGAGCGGGGGAUACACGUUGCUGGUUUGCGAGAAGAAAUUGUUGCCUCUCCCGAGCAAGUCCUUGAUUUCAUGGAGUUUGGAGAAUCUCAUCGGCAUAUUGGAGAGACAAAUAUGAAUCUGUACAGUAGUCGGUCACACACUAUCUUUCGCAUGAUAAUAGAGAGUCGGGACAAAAGUGAAGAUGAAGAUAUUGUCAGUUCUUGUGAUGCUGUCCGUGUAUCAGUUUUGAAUUUAGUGGACCUUGCUGGUUCAGAACGUGCUGCAAAAACUGGAGCAGAAGGUGUUCGGCUUAAAGAGGGUUCCCACAUUAAUAAAAGCUUGAUGACACUAGGAACUGUGAUUAAAAAAUUGAGUGAAGGUGCUGAGAGUCAAGGGGGUCAUGUUCCAUAUCGAGAUAGCAAACUUACACGCAUUUUACAACCUGCCUUGGGUGGAAAUUCAAAUACAGCUAUAAUAUGCAAUAUCACGCUUGCACAGAUUCAUGCAGAUGAGACUAAAAGCAGUCUCCAGUUUGCAAGCAGAGCUUUACGUGUUACAAACUGUGCUCGUGUGAAUGAGAUUUUAACAGAUGCUGCUUUGCUAAAGCGUCAAAGGAAAGAAAUUGAGGAGCUUCGAGCCAAACUGCAGGGUUCUCAUUCAGAGCAUUUAGAAGAUGAGAUCCUCAAUCUGCGGAACACAUUGCUACAGACUGAAUUGGAGAGGGAGCGAAUAGCUUUGGAAUUGGUGGAGGAAAAGAAAGCCCAAGCUGAAUGGGAGAGGAGGGUACAAGAGCAAGCCAAGAAAAUUGAAAACUUAAGCUCAAUGGUUUUGUAUUCAACUAGGGAUGAGAAUCGUGACCGUAAUAAAAAGGAGAAAAGGCGGGAUACGUGGUGCCCAGGAAAUCUUUCGCGAGAGGUUCUUAGGGAGGCAUCUUUCACUGUCCAAUCAACAGCUUCUGGUGUAAAACCUAAGAGACCCAAGCGUGAUAUGGGACCACUUCUUCCUUUUGAAGAACUGGUGAAUGAAAUUGAAGUUGCUUUGGAUGACUCUUGCAAACAAGAUGAAGAUGGUAAACAAGAUGAAGAUGGUAUAAGUAAUGCACUGGAAGACUGCUCUCUUCCGGAGCCAUGUGCUUUACUACAUGUAACAAAUAGGCGAAAAAUGCCACUCAGGAACAAAAGUUUACCCAUGGCGGACAAUGAGUUAGAGGAAAUGCAAGUGGAAUAUGAAGAUUUAUUUUUAAAAUUUGAGACUCAGAGAACUAUGGAUGAGAUACAAAUUGAUUUUUUAACCAGAAAGCUUAUUAGGGCUAAUUUUUGUUGGGUUGAAAAAUCAAAUGACUAUUCCAUGUAUCAUAUCAAUAAAGAUUCUGUUACUGGGGACAAAAAUGUUAGUAUAAGGGAGUCGGAGGCUAUUCUUGUGAUCAAGCGGCUUCAAGAGCAGAUUAAGAUGUUGGAAACGGAGAGGUCUUCGAGCCAGCAAAAUUUGGAUAGUAUUGUUGAGAUGGCGACAGAACAGAACAUAUGCGCUAGGGAAAAGUGUGAACAGCUCAAUGACGAGCUUCUACAUGCACGGGAAGAGGCUAGGAUGGCUCAUGAGCAACUUGCUUUUGGUGAAUCUGAGAGAAUUGAUGAUGGGAAUUCCGAUUUUGUUAUUAAGCUUUCAGUGGAAGUCCAAGAAUUGAUGUCAGAAGUCAAAAACUCGAAAGAAGUAGUUGAGAUUGCCUCAUCACUUACGGAUGAGGUUUCCAAGAGUUUUUCUGACCUUAUUGAUGUGUUCCUUGAUUUCAAGACUUUGAUCCACCAGAAUUCUCUACAACAAAAUUCAAUUAUUGGUAACCAUGAGAAGUUAACUUGUCACUUGAGCCAAAGAGUUUUUGGCCUUGAGAAUGAGAAGAAACAGAUAGAAAAACUAAUACUAGAUGCUCAACAUUCUGAAGAGUCCUUAAAAGAACUUUUGGAACAACGGGAUUUGGAAAAGGCAGAAUUUCUUUCUCAAAUUCAAACUCUUGAAAAAGAAAUAUCAAGUUUAUCAUCUUAUUCCUUGGCCAAGGAAAAGGAAAAUUUGAGAAAAGAUCUCGAGAAAACAAAAGCAAAGCUGAAAGAAACUGAGUUCAAGCUUAGGAAUGCAGUCCAGGAGAAAACCAAACUUGAGGGUGAGAAAGCAUCUGCUGAACGAGAGAUAAAACGGUUGCUUGGUCAGAACUCUCUUCUUGAGCGUGAUAUUAACAAACGUGAAUCAAUUGUGGGUAGAAGGCGUGAUUCGGUUUCUGACAGGAACUCAAAGGUGUUUGAUCCAAAAAGGGCAAAGGGUUUGGCUGUUCCUUUUGAACACACAUUGCAGGAAGAAAACAAACAACUGGAAGUUCUUGCAUUUGAAUAUGAGACAGAUAUUGCUUCUUUGGAAGAGGAAUUGGCUGCUUCAUACAGGGAAAAAGAAGAGGUUAUAUCUAGAAAUGAGGGUAUGGCUUCAGAAAUAGAAGCCCUGUCCGAACAGUUGAACAUAUCAAACAAGGAGCUGAAUGUGUUGCAGGAAGAGAUUUCAGCACUUAGUCAUUGUUUGGAAGAAUCUAAAUCCAACCAGCAAGAGAUGGAAAACUCUAUGAAAAAGUUGGUAGAAGAAAAGGAAGAGCUGGCAAUGCAACUGUCUGAUUCCCUUUUGGAAAUUGAGGAGGAAAGGGCAAUAUGGUCCGCAAAGGAGAAGGCUUCCAUUGAAGUCAUACAAGAGAAUACUAAGCUAUACAAUGUGGAGAUCAUGAUGUUAUCAGAAGGAAUGACAGAGGUGAGGAAUGAGUUGGAGUCCUGUAGAGAAGAAUGUAGGGUUCUCAAGGAAAGAUUGACUUCUUCUGAGGAGAAUGCAGAAUUGGAGAAGAAAUGGAGCAUGGAGAAGUCUUUAGAGAUUGGUCAGCUGGAAAAUGACAUAAAAGUAGCUAAUGUCAAGAGCAAACAAUCUCAAGAAAUGUUGAAGUCGAAUUUGGAGAUGCUCUCUGAAGAACACAAUCAUGCUUGCGACGAUGUGCAAAUGCUUAAGGAGCUUAAUUUUCUCAAAAAAGAACGAGAAGAAUUAUUGAUUCGCAUUAGAGAGUUGGAUACAAGAUCAGAACUUUCAAAUGACUUCCAGAAUCUUAAAGACCAACUUCUUUCUAUGACAAAGGAAAGGGAUAAAUUGAUGAUUCAGAUAGGAGAGCAGCAGAACCAUGUUGUUGAAGUGGAAUUCGUCAAAAAGCAUUGCAAUGACAUGUUAUCGGAGGCAAAAAUCCAAAUGGAGGAACUGACUAGGAAAAUUUCCAGCAUGGAAGUCAAGAUGCACAAUGAUGAAGUUGACAACAAGAAGGAAAUGGCCAAGCAGAGGAUGAGACUCCGUGGGACGCAAGCAAAGUUAGAUGCCUUCCGUAAUAGAUACAGGGAAUCAGUGGAGGAGUCGGAUCUCAUGAACAAGAGAUAUGAGGAGGCAGCAGGAAAGCUCAAGGACCGGUUGGCUUCCAAAGGAAUUGAGGUCCUCAACCUCAAGAAGCAGCUCGCUGCUGCUAUGGGGAAAUAAAUGGAAUUUCUCCAUGCAAUUAAAUUAUCCAACUAGUUUUCUUUUCCAGCAAAUUCUUCAAUUAGCAACCAUUGUAAAUAUUUGGUGGGUGAUACUAUCGGAACCUCAAUGUAAAUGUCAAUGCCAACCUGUACAAAACUCAAACAAACACCAAUACCAUGCUGCU